Molecule: messenger RNA, 843 nt
Organism: Paramecium sonneborni
Lineage: Eukaryota; Ciliophora; Oligohymenophorea; Peniculida; Parameciidae
Source: the annotation of a GenBank genome assembly
AUGUUCCAAUUUAGAACAAUUUACAAAUUUGCAAGCAAAACAGUUGAUACUGAGGCUCUAUUAAAGAAACUAUAGACAAAAUCUUUAAUAACACUAACAAGAGACAAUUAUUAAUUGAAUAUGGGAUUGAUGAUUCAAAGAGAUAUAAUAUUUCUUCAUUACACUGAAGAAGAAAUGAAAUUGAGAAAAUUCAGAUAUUAAUUAGGUAAGUAUAAAAGCAUAAUUUGUUAAUAGAAAAAAGAAAUAAUUAUAUAACUAAAUUGCCAAAAGAAUUACAUGAAUACACACAUUAUACAGGAGAUCAAAAUGUUUUUGGAGAUGAAACUCCAUCUCAUGUAAGAUUAGUUGGUGAUGUACGUUCAGUCUUUUUAGAAAAUAGCAAAUUUUUUAGGCAUUGUGGUAUAGAAAAUUAUUUAUUAAUAGAUCCAAAUGAAAUGAAUAAUAAGUUAAUUUAAUACAAUUCUUUACACACUGUUUAUCUAUUGGUUAAAUAAAAUGGAAUUUGGACUUUUCCAAAUAUUAAUAUAGAAGAUAAAGAAACCUUCAAAGAAACAUAAACCAAGUUAUUUGAAAAAAUGACAUAAAAUACUUGGCAAGUAAUUAAAUUUAAUUAUAUAGGUAUAUUAUUACAAUAGAGUACCAAGAUUAGUUACUGUUGAUUCUAAUUCUGAUGAAAAUGCUAAAAUUAAAGGAAUUAAGACUAUCUAUUUUUAAGCAAAACAUUUGUAAGGAAAAGUUUAGAUUUUUGGAUAUGAUGAUUGGGCUUGGGUUUCAAGAUUAGAAAUGAAUAAAUACUUAACAGAAUAAGCUUAUAAUAAAGUUAUUCAUGCUUUAGAUUUGUGA